AUGGGAGAAGAUGAGACUUUAUACAGCCUGUCAACUAAAUAUUAUCACAUUACUCAAGAAAAAAGCAAAAUCUUUAAUUCCGAACAUCAAUCAAAUCCCAUUGAUAAUUCGAGAUCAUAUAAGCCAUGUCCAGAUAACGAAUGAGUUAAAAAUGAACAAUCAGAGAUGCCUAAUCAGUCGAGAAGUUCUACUGGAGUCACUACCCCAAGCCAAGCUCCUCUUGAAAUUGAGGUAGAGCUUGCCCGAUCAUUUGCAAAAGAAUUCAUGAAGAACACAAAUUAUUUAGAAGAUUUUUUAGAAGAAAAUUACAUUUGAGCAAAUAAAAGCCUUACUAUUAUUAGCGAAGAUUCAGAAAUAAAUAAACUUAGCAAAUCUAUCGAAAAAACUAUUAAACCUCAAAGCUUAGACUCCCAGAAAUGUUUGACUUUAAAAGUAAAAAAUGCCCCUCAGAACUCUUGACUUAUUCCUAAUUCAGAAAUUUCGAUAUAUUUCAACCAAAAUUUUCCAAAAUUACUAGGCGGUUAUAUAAAGAAAAAGAAGGAUCCAACAAUUUACAUUAAUGCGGUAACUCGUCUAAGCAUUACUUUGAAAAACGAUAAAUUUUUUAUAAAAGAAUCUGAAACAGUAAAGCCAACCGCUAUGAUAUUAAUUGAGGACAAAAAAAUCAUUGAAAGCCACGACAGGUUUCGGGUUGGAACAACAUUAUUUGAUUUUGAUUUAAAAUUUGGAGAAUCCAUUGCGCUCAGGUGUACAAAAGAAAAUGGUCGUCAGAUUUUGCAUAAGUGAAAUUGAGACGAUAACACUGCAAUAGUAAUAGGAAGAGGAGAUACAAAUUCAAUCUCAAUUGCAUUUCCCGAGGACAAAAAAAUGAGUAAGCGUCACUGUUCGAUUGAAUUUUUAGAAGGAAAUUGGGUGAUAAUAAACCAAAAAGCAAAGAAUGGGGUGUGAAAUUAUUUGCAUAAUAAAAAAACUAUGUCAGGAAAAUGUCAAUCAAGAGAAAUCGAAAUUUUUAAAUCCUCACAAUUUUCUUUUCAGAACGCCUUGUUUGAGGUUAAAUCAAUUAAAAUCAAUUAA
This is a messenger RNA of Blepharisma stoltei, 1074 nucleotides long. The record is from the annotation of a GenBank genome assembly. Lineage: Eukaryota; Ciliophora; Heterotrichea; Heterotrichida; Blepharismidae.